This is a messenger RNA of Cordyceps fumosorosea ARSEF 2679, 2082 nucleotides long. RefSeq names its product glutaminase GtaA. NCBI's taxonomy places the organism in Eukaryota, Fungi, Ascomycota, Sordariomycetes, Hypocreales, Cordycipitaceae. Bases 1 to 2082 code for a protein of 693 amino acids. Gene Ontology annotation, biological process: carbohydrate metabolic process. The transcript has 4 exons. The record is from RefSeq and is a predicted model, not a curated record.
AUGAAGUUUUGGCAAGUUGCAACCGCGGCCUUGCUGGCUGGCUUUGGCCAAGUCGACGCCAAAUCAACCUUCUCGCCCGCCCGCCCUCCUGCGGCCCCUCUUGCUGUCCGGUCUCCUUAUCUCAAUGUCUGGCUUAACGGACGGACAGAUGGUGGUGAAAGUGGCAUCCUACCUAACCAGUGGCCGCGCUUCUGGACGGAGGGUGUCCAGGGCUGGCAAGGCUUCAUCAAGGUCGACGGCAAGACGUACAACUGGAUGGGGAACCACCCCAGCCCCGACUUCGCCGACCAAACGGCCCAAAGCUACACCUCGACCAAGACCGAGUUUGUCAUGAACGUCGGUAGCAAGGUCGAGCUCACGGUCAGCUUCCUCUCGCCAGUGUUUCCCACCGACCAUAUGCGCCAGUCGAUUCCUUUUGCAUACAUGAACUUGGAGGUCAAGUCCAUCGACGGACGCCCCCACUCUGUGCAGGUUUACAGCGAUGUCUCUGGAGGCAAGCGUUGCAUAGAGUUUGCAUCUGGCGAUAGUAGUGCUGUUAUUCAGUGGGAACACCAAAACACCAACGGCCUACAUUCACACCACUUCUGGCGAGUGAACCAGGAUGUCUUUAACGAGGCCAAUGAUCAAGCUUCAUGGGGCCACUGGUACUGGACGACAAAGGAUCAACGCGGUGUCAGCUACCAGAUCGGUCAGGACACCGCUGUUCGUAGCCAGUUUAUGAACAAUGGCUAUCUGGAUGGUAGCAUUGACACACAGUUUCGUGCUGUCCACGACAGAUGGCCCGUCUUUGCUCUUUCUCGCGACCUCGGAAAAGUCAGCGGAUCGGUCACGACGCUCUUUACGAUCGGCAUUGCCCAGGACGAGGGUAUCCAAUACCAUGGUGUCGGCGACCAGAAGGGGCUGCCGUCUCUAUGGAAGGACUAUUUCAACAACGAUACCGAUCUUGUCAAAUUCUUCUACGACGACUAUGGCUACUCCCUCGAGCAGUGCUUACAACUCGAUCACCGUAUCGCUGCUGACUCCAAGUCUGCUGCCGGCCAAGACUAUGCCACCAUCACCAGCCUGGCUCUGCGGCAGUUUUAUGGCGCUAUCCAGCUGGUAGGUACGAAAAAUAACAUCAAGGUCUUUAUGAAGGAGAUUAGCUCGGACAGUGAUAUCCAGACCGUGGACGUGCUCUUCCCAGCCUUCCCAGCCAUGGUUUAUCUCAACCCCAAUCUCAUCAAAUGGAGCCUCGAGCCACUGCUGGAGUACCAGAAGAGCGGUCGCUAUCCCAAUAAAUGGGCAGUUCACGAUCUCGGCCGAUAUCCGCGCGCUCUCGGCUACGACUCUGGCAACGACGAGCCGAUGCCACUGGAAGAGUGUGGCAACAUGAUUAUCAUGAUGCUGUCCUAUGCCCAAAAGUCCGGAGACAACAAGUGGCUGGCUGACAACUGGGAUCUGCUAACACGAUGGGCCGAGUAUCUCAUCCAGGACGCCAGGAUUCCCGCACACCAGCUCUCGACGGAUGACUUUGCGGGCCAGCUCGCCAACCAGACCAACCUCGCCAUCAAGGGCAUCAUCGCCCUGGAGGCCAUGUCGGAGAUCGCCACGCGCGCCGGGCAGGGCGACCAGAAGCAGCGCUACAGCGACGUCGCGCACGAGUACUACGACUUCUGGUCGGCGCACGGCAUCAACCGCAACGCGUCGCGGCCGCACUCGACGCUGGCCUACGACGACAUGGACAGCUACGGGCUGCUGUACAACCUGUGGGGCGACAAGGUGCUGAGGCUCGGGUUCGUGCCGGAGGAGGUGUACGCGAUGCAGAGUGCGUGGUACCCGCGCGUGGCCAACGAGUACGGGAUGGUGCUGGACACGCGCGGGACGCUGACCAAGACGGACUGGGAGAUCUUCGCGGCGUCGACGGCGGAGGAGGCGACCAAGAUGGAGUUCGUCCGGCUCAUCGCCAAGUGGAUCAACGAGACCAAGACGUGGAGGGCGCUGACGGACCUGUACGACACCAAGGACGGCGGGUAUCCGCGCGGGAUCGAGUUUACGGCGCGACCGGUGGUGGGUGGUUUGUUUGCGAUCCUGGCUCUGCAGUGA